Myiozetetes cayanensis is the source of this 1114-nucleotide messenger RNA. RefSeq names its product PDZ binding kinase (gene PBK). Gene Ontology annotation, biological process: protein phosphorylation. Gene Ontology annotation, molecular function: protein serine/threonine kinase activity; ATP binding. NCBI's taxonomy places the organism in Eukaryota, Metazoa, Chordata, Aves, Passeriformes, Tyrannidae. The transcript has 7 exons. The record is from RefSeq and is a predicted model, not a curated record. Bases 22 to 987 code for a protein of 321 amino acids.
GUCCCGCAGGAUCAGGAUCCCAUGGACACCUCCCAGUCUUCAGCCGGCUCAUCCCGCAGGGACAGGCCAGGGGCGGGGCCCGUGUCCAUCGCCAUCCCCAACUCCCCCUUCAUGCAGAAGUUGGGAUGCGGCACCGGGGUCAGUGUGUACCUGAUGAAAAGGUCUCCCAGGGGAUUGUCCCGCUCGCCCUGGGCCAUAAAGAAGAUCAGCUCCAAGUGCAACCGGAGCCAGCAGAGCCUCUACCGGGACAGGCUGCGGGAAGAGGCCAAAAUCCUGCGGGACCUGCAGCACCCCAACAUCGUGGGGUACCGGGCGCUCACGGAGGCUCCCGACGGCAGCCUCUGCCUGGCCAUGGAAUUCGGGGGGGAAAAGUCCCUCAACGACCUGAUCGAGGAGCGGAGGGAGCGGGGCCUGGGCCCCUUCCCGGCCAGAAACAUCUUCCAGGUGGCCCUGAGCAUGGCCCGGGGGCUGAAGUACCUGCACUGUGACAAGAAGCUGCUCCACGGGGACAUCAAGUCCCCCAAUGUGGUGGUCAGGGGGGACUUCGAGGCCGUCAAGAUCUGCGACGUGGGGGUGUCCCUGCCCCUGGACGAGAACAUGACAGUGAGCGACCCCCGGCUGUGCUACGUGGGCACCGAGCCCUGGAAGCCCAGGGAGGCGCUGGAGGAGGGCGGGAUCAUCACGGACAGGGCCGACAUCUUCGCCUUCGGGCUGACGCUGUGGGAGAUGAUGACCCUGAGCAUCCCCCACCUGGACCUGGGCCCCGGCAGCGGGGAUGAAGAGGACUCCCUGGACGAGGACGGGUUCGACGAGGACGCUUUUUACGCCGCGCUGGGGACGCGGCCGGCGCUGAACCUGGAGGAGCUGGGGCCGUCCCACCAGCCCCUCAUCGACCUCUUCUCCGUCUGCACCUCCCCCGACCCCAAAAAGCGCCCCUCGGCCGCGCGCAUCCUGCAGGUCCUGGAGGGGAUGGAGCCCCCGCUCUGAGCGCACACCGGGAUACCGGAAUUGCCUCUGGAAUUGCCUCCGGAAAAGCCUCCCAACCCUCCUCCCUCCUGCAUUUGGGGAUGAGUUUUCCCUAGUUUUCUGUGGGGGGAUAUGUUGGAAAUAAACG